AUGCGGUCCUCCUUGGCUCCGGGCAUCUGGCUCCUCCGCAGCUUCUCCAGGGACAGCUGCUACCGAGGCUUCAUCCUGCUGCUCACCUUCUUCAUCUACACGUGUUACCACAUGUCCAGGAAGCCCAUCAGCGUGGUGAAGAGCCGUCUGCACCAGAACUGCUCAGAGAUCAUCCAGCCGCCCAAUGCCACCCACAGUCCCAACGACACCACCUGGUGCAACUGGCCUCCGUUUGACCAGGACAACUACAAGGAGCUGCUGGGCGCCGUGGACAACGCCUUCCUGGUGGCCUACGCCAUUGGCAUGUUCAUCAGCGGGAUUUUCGGGGAGCGGCUCCCUCUUCGUUACUACCUUUCGGCCGGAAUGCUGCUCAGCGGCCUCUUCACCUCGCUCUUCGGCCUGGGCUAUUUCUGGGACAUCCACGUGCUCUGGUACUACGUGCUCAUUCAGAUCUGCAAUGGACUCGUCCAGACCACAGGCUGGCCCUCAGUGGUGACCUGCGUGGGCAACUGGUUUGGGAAGGGGAGGCGAGGUCUCAUCAUGGGCAUCUGGAAUUCCCACACAUCCGUGGGCAACAUCCUGGGCUCCCUGAUCGCGGGCCUCUGGGUGAGCGAGCGAUGGGGCCUGUCCUUCGUGGUCCCAGGCGUCAUCACCGCUGCCAUGGGCAUCGUCACCUUCCUCUUCCUCAUCGAAUACCCAGAGGAUGUGGACUGCACCACCCCUCAGCACCACGGGGAGCAGGAAGAGAAACAGGGCAGCCCCGAGGACCCCGGGUACAACCCCUACGGCCACCAGGAGGGCAGCCUGGAGGCGGCCGCCGGAUGGUCCAAGGAGCCAAGCACUCAGCCCACUGCCAUCAGCUUUUGGGGGGCGCUCAUGAUCCCGGGUGUCAUCGAGUUCUCGCUGUGUCUGCUCUUUGCCAAGCUGGUCAGCUACACCUUCCUCUACUGGCUGCCCCUCUACAUCUUCAAUGUGGCUCACUUCAGCGCCAAGGAGGCGGGGGACCUGUCCACGCUCUUUGACGUUGGCGGCAUCACAGGUGGCAUCCUGGCCGGGCUCAUCUCUGACUACACCAACGGCAGGGCCACCACCUGCUGCGUCAUGCUGAUCUUGGCUGCCCCCAUGCUCUUCCUGUACAACCAUUUUGGCCAGAGCGGGAUCGCCAGCUCCAUAGUAAUGCUGAUCGUCUGCGGGGCCCUGGUCAACGGCCCUUACGCGCUCAUCACCACCGCCGUCUCCGCCGACCUCGGGACACACCAGAGCCUGAAGGGCAACGCGAAGGCCCUGUCCACUGUCACGGCCAUCAUCGACGGCACCGGCUCCAUAGGUGCGGCUCUGGGGCCUCUGCUGGCCGGGCUCAUCUCGCCCACGGGCUGGAACAACGUCUUCUACAUGCUCAUCUCCGCGGACGUCCUGGCCUGCCUGCUCCUCUGCCGACUGGUGUACAAAGAGAUCCUGGCCUGGAAGUCACACCUGAGCCAAGGCACUGGGUAUAAAGAACUGUGA
Pipistrellus nathusii (Nathusius's pipistrelle) is the source of this 1506-nucleotide messenger RNA. The record is from the annotation of a GenBank genome assembly. NCBI's taxonomy places the organism in Eukaryota, Metazoa, Chordata, Mammalia, Chiroptera, Vespertilionidae.